This is a messenger RNA of Aphis gossypii (cotton aphid), 5590 nucleotides long. Its product is annotated as guanine nucleotide exchange factor DBS-like. Gene Ontology annotation, cellular component: cytoplasm. NCBI's taxonomy places the organism in Eukaryota, Metazoa, Arthropoda, Insecta, Hemiptera, Aphididae. The transcript is spliced from 19 exons. Gene Ontology annotation, molecular function: protein binding; guanyl-nucleotide exchange factor activity. The coding region runs from base 409 to 3411 and encodes 1000 amino acids. The record is from RefSeq and is a predicted model, not a curated record.
AAUAACAAAAACGGUGAAGUGUUAUGAAUAAUAAUAAUUGGUAAUGUGAUUACGAUUACAGAAACAUAGUAAUAAAAUAAUAUUAUUAUUUAUUUUUUUUAAUAUCACAUCAACUACACCUUUUACCUGGUAUUGAUAUUGAUGUAUUAAGGUAUUAUUGCACAUCGUUUAAGUUUUUUCGUCGGCUGCGAGCAAAAGCGACCGGAUCGACAUUCGUUUGGAUUGAUUGAGCACCGUCCGAAUCGUGUUUCGUGUGUUCUGCGAUCGUUUUUUAUCGCGUCCGUCGAUUCUAGAACUUCCGGUACUCCGAUAGUCCAAUCGACGGCAUAUUUUGAGUUUUAGCUAUUUCUCCCGACAACCAUGUAAUCUGCGAAGUCACUGGUAUCUCGUUUUGUAAUUCCAUGAAGAAUGUCGUCGAUGCAUGAACUAAAACCUUCAAUUAAUAAUGUUUUGGAUUUGUUGGCUCAACAGUUUAUUGUGAUUUCUGGUGGUAAAACUAGAGAAGGCUAUUCUAUUAUAUCAUUUCCUGAUAGUGGCAAUUUUGUUGAUUUGCCUGAGGAAGGCUAUGAAAAAUUAAUAUCUUAUAUUACUUCAGUUCCAUCGUUGCAGGAAGCCGAUUUAGGUUUUGUUAUUGUUAUUGAUAGACGUAAUGACAAAUGGAGUUCAGUUAGAUGUGUUCUCUUACGUUUAGCAGAAUUUUUCCCUGGGCUUAUACAUAUAGUUUAUGUGAUUAGGCCAAAUGGCUUUUUACAAAAAGCUAUAUCAGAAGUGAGCAAUAAGUUUUUUAAAGAAGAAUUUAAGUUUAAAGUCGUUAUCUGCAAUGUCGUUGAAGAAUUACAUGAGUAUGUAGAUAAUACUGAACUUACCAUUGACCUUAGUGGCACUUUGCCGUAUUUUCAUCAGCACUGGAUACAACAAAGAAUGGCUUUAGAAAAUUUUUCAAAUGAAACCAAUGAGGUUUCUUUAAUGUUAAAUGAAUUCACUGAACGAUUAGCAAAUGAUACAAUUGAUUUGCCAGACACUAAAGAACAAUGUGCCGAUUUAUUAUGUUGUCAUGCAGUUGAAUAUGGAAGAUUAAAAAAAUGUUUUGCAGAAGCUGUUAAAAAAGGUGAAACUUUGUUAAUUGAUUUCAAACAAGAUACUGACACAUACCAUGGUACAAUACCAUCAACAGUUACUAAUGUUGCUGCAUUAGAAAGAUUAUUGGUGCAAAUGGAAGAAACAGAAAAAGUUUUUGAUGAUUUUUGGGAACAAUUUUCUGGAAGACUAAAGCAAUGCCAUUCAUUGAGGGCAUUUGAAGAAAAUUUUAAUAUUGUACAAAGUUCAUUAAAUGAAAAUUUGAAAAUUCUAUCUGAAAUGACUGAUGUUGGUGAUUCUGUUGAACGAGUUGAAGUAUUACUUGAAGACUUGGUUACAUUUCAGACAUCCAGUCGUGAAAAAAUAAAACUGAGUGAAGAUUUAUUAAAUUGUGGUGGACAAUUAUUAGCUUCCAAACGGUAUAUUGUAUUGGAAAGUAUUCAACCAAAAUGUGAUGAAGUUCAACGUCUCCUUCAAACAUUAAAUGAUCGUUUAGAUAAACGAUUGCAAACUCUAAAUAAAAGCUGUGAAUUACAGGCUAGGAUUCAAAAGGCUAGUGAAUGGUGUGCUAAAGGUGUUAUGCUUUUGGGCUCAGAACCAGCUGAAAAAUGUAUUAGUGCUGAACAAUCACUUGCAGAAUUGGAAGAGUUCAUGAGUAGUGCCCAUCACUUAAAAGUAGAGAGUCCCAGAGAAUUUUACUCCUUAUUUGAAGAUACCAUAACACCUGAAACUAAACCUAUAGUCACACAAGUCCUUCAAAGACUUGAUGACGUUACUACCAUGUGUGACAAACGUUUGGCAAGUCUUAAGCGUUACAUUAAUAAGCCACGGCCUAUUCUAUCUGUUAAUCCUGAACCAGCUAUUCCUAUUAAUUUAGCUAAUAUGACCAAGAUUUCAAAUGGUGUAGAUGAAUGUGAUAGAGCUGUACAGAACGAAGAAAAUAAUGCUACUAAAACCAAACAUGUUCUCACUGAACUUUUAUUUACAGAACGACAAUACACCACUGAGUUAGGCUCUAUACUUAGAGGAUACAAAGAUCAGAUGGAAUUUCCAGAUAUGAAAAAUUUAAUACCUGUAAGUUUAAAGGGAAAAAGUGAAGUUCUUUUUGGAAAUCUUGAAAGUAUCCAUAGCUUUCACAAUCAAUUUUUUUUACCGGCUCUUGAAAGUUCAUCGAGUAUUGAAUCUGUCGCUGUCUGCUUUACAGAUAAUAGGGAGAAACUUCUUCAGCUUUAUACUUACUAUUGUGUUAAUCUAACAAGGUCUGAAGAAUUAAGAGAAACAGUUGGUGAAGAUAAUCCUUUUUUUAAAGCAUGUCAAGAAAAGCUUGGACACCGUUUGCCUCUUGGUGCAUAUUUACUUUUGCCUAUGCAAAGGAUUACUAAAUAUCAACUUUUAUUAAAAGAACUGUUGCACAAUGAAAAAAAUCAAAAUUGUAUUACCAAGUUGCAAAAAGCUCUAGAUUGUAUGUUACUUGUUCUUAAUAAUGUUAAUGACAAUAUGCAUCAAAUUGGCAUAACUGGGUUUUAUGGUGAUUGGAAUGAUUUGGGCGGUUUACUUUUGCAAGGAUCAUUCUCUUUGUGGGUUGAAAACAAGAAAGAUUUAUUGAAAGAAUUAAGACUUAAACCAAUGAGGCGUCAAAUUUUUCUCUAUCAGCAGGGAUUACUAUUAUGUAAAAAGGUCUCUAAAGAUAAUAAACCAAUGUAUCAUUACAAGAAAUAUUUAAGGAUGUCACACAUAGGGCUAACAGAAACUGUCAAAGGAGAUUUAUGCAAAUUUGAAGUAUGGUUAGAAGGGCGCCAAGAAGUUUAUACAAUUCAAGCAUCAAAUUUACAGCAAAAACAACAAUGGGUUUCUGAAAUUAAACGUGUAUUACUUGAACAAUUAGCUGAAUUGAAAGGAGAAAAAAUUAAGCAGUAUAUAAGUACUUUUGGAAAACAUGUAAACUUACGUCAAACACAUUCCUUGGAUAACCAAAGUGAAAACGGGUCUAACCGUAAUAGACGCCCACUAAGUCAUCAUGAAACAACUGAUGAUGAUUCAUCUGACUAUAGUUUGACUGAUGACGAAUCCCUUGAUGGGACAAUUAAACAAAAAAUAGCUGAUAGUUAUAUAUCAUUAGCUGAUUAUAAUGCACUUCGGCCAACAGAUGCUACAUUAAAAAGAGGUGAUAAAGUAGAUCUUCUAAAAGCUGGUUCGAGUAGUUGGUGGUAUGUCAAAGUUCAUGGUUCUAAAACUGAAGGUUGGGUCCCAGCCGCACAUUUAGAGAUCAGUGGUCGUAAAUCUUCCCACAGUUCUCAAUCUGUUUGCAGUCAUGGAUCUACGUCUACAGAAUAAGUCGCCAAUAUGUUUGUCUAAUCAAUAAGUAUUUUACAUGUUCUACAUAAUUGUGAUAUUAAGUAUUUAUUUUGUUUAUUAUUAUUUAUUUAGUCUAAACAGGACUACUAUUAAUUAUUAAUAAUUAAGUCCUAUUUUUACACGUUUAAAAUUAUUAUGUACUAGUGAGCAUGUCAUUUACUGUGGCAUAAAAUUAUCGUGAGCUUCCUUAGAGUUAGUUCAGGAAACAUAAAAAAGCUUUAGGUCUGCAUUCUUUGUACUACAAUUUAGGAUAUUGAGGACUGGUAUGUAAAUUAUGAUCAGAGUAAUAUAAUAGGUAAUAUAACUUGUAUUAACUUGAUUGUAUUUUGGUAUAGAGUGUAGCAUUAAUCAUUGCUAAGUCGAAAUAUUUUGUAUGAGAAAUUUAACUAUGUAAUAACUAUUUUCAGUUUACAAUUUUGUAUGUUAACACCCUUUUCCCUAAUAUUAUACCACAAUCAAGUUCAAAUUCUCUUGUUACAAUUUCAACCAGUACUUGAUUCAGUUGUUCUGUAUUACAUUUUUCCGAGUCAAUUUCAAUUAACACAGUUUCAAAAAUUAUAUAAUCGUUUUAACUAUACGUAUUAAAUACAACAAUUUUUAGAAAAGCUAAUGUGCUUGUGAAUGAUAAUAAUAUAAAUUAACAAUUUUUGAUACGUUUAUACUAUGCACUUAAUUUAUUCAUUAAAUUGUAAUACAUUUUGAUACCUUUAGCUCUUGGGCAUUAUCCUCCUGUUUUGGUUCCUCUAAUUCCUCGCGAGUUUUGUUGUAAAAUAUUUAAAUAUAGUUUUGUUGUGUAUAUCAAUGUUUAGGAAUGUUCUUUUUUAGUUUGAUAAUGUGAUAGGUAAAUAUUAAAAAUGUGAUUUUUUUUAUAUAAUGAUUGGCUACUUAAAACAAUUUAUAACUGUUCUUUUUAAAUUUUUUUUUUUUCGCCAAAUAUAUAAUGUUUUCAUAAUAGCAUAAUGGGUGGUAUGUGCUAAUGUAUAAUGUGAUAUAUGAUAAUCAAAAAUUUGAAUCACAUUAUUUUAAAAUAGGUUAAUUGUUAUCUUCAAAAUGUAAUUAAAUGGUGGUUUCCUUUUUUUUUUACAGUUUAGUUAUCAAUUUAUGUUUAAAAUGAUUAAAAUUACACUAAAAACAUAUUGACUAAAUUUAAAUUUGUUUAAAUAGUUAUUUGAAUAUUUCUAAUUUUUAAGUCAAUUUUAAUUGACUCAUAAAAUUUAAACCAUACUAAUCCAGUGUUCAAAAGUGACUUGUUUUUGCCAUUUCAAUUUGAUCUUAAAUUUAUUUUUUUUUUAAAUUCUAGUCAUUAAUAUAUUAAAAAGUUUUUCUGUCUGUGAUGAUCAGAUUUAUUAUUGUUUGUCUAUUAUGGAUUAAAAGUUUGAAACACAUGAAUAAACAAUGAUUCAAAUUUUAUUCCACGGUUCCUAGAAUACUUUUUUUUUUUAAUAAUUUGGCGAGAACUUAAAUGAAAAUAAAAUGCAAUUAAUUAACAAUUGUUUAACUGCGGUUUUAAGAAAAUGUUACUGGUUAAUUACUAGUCUUCUUAGUUAAUUGUUUUGACUGUUUCCCAAUGGGGUUCUCCAUUUUUAAUUAAGUAUUAAUUGUAACUCACCUUUUAUUAAUUAUUAUGUUUAUAAUUUAUUUUUCCUACACAUUUCUCACCUUAAAUUAUUAUUAUUAUUAUUAUUAGUAUUACUUAUUAUUAUUAUUAUUAAUGAUUUGAUUUUAAAAAUGUAAUUAUUUUAUAAAUGAAAUGUUUACCAAAAAUUGGCAAUUGUAUGUUUUUUAGUAUGUAUACAUUUUACCAGCUUUAAGCAUCCUUAUUAUUUUAUUAAUUUUAAACAUACUUUAUAUGGCUUUUUAAGUUAAUUUUGUAAUAUUUGAAAUAGAAAAAAAAUGUUAUGUUUUAGCAAUAGAUAUAUCUAUGACUACAGAAUAUUAACUUUGUUGUAACCUAUUAUACCAAAUACCGAUUUAAUUUUUACUUAAAUUGCCUAAAUAAAUCAGUUGUACCUAUGUUAAAUAUUAAAAUGUAAAGAGUAUUAGCUGAAAAAAUGUCACUAUUUUAUUGUUUUUGCAAAAUGUAUGUUUAAAUUAAACCGUUUCACUAGCUAUGACUAUAUAUGUAUUUUUAUAAUAAAAUGAUGUUUAAAGAAAUAUA